GAUUAACUCUUUGUUCGUCCGAUGCCGCAGUGGACUAUGCUGUGGAGCAAAGUCACUUUGCUCUCUUCUUCAACAUGGGGCAGUGCUGCUGCGCUGGCGCACGCACGUUUGUAGAGGGCAAGAUCUACGACGAGUUUGUUGAGAAGAGUGCCGCACGAGCGAAGAAGAGAACUGUUGGAAAUCCGUUUGAUCCUAAUAAUGAACAAGGACCUCAGGUGGACAGUGAACAGUUGGGUAAAGUGCUGAACUACAUUGACAUUGGCAAGCAAGAAGGAGCUAAAUUGGUUGCCGGAGGUAGUCGUCAUGGCGAUCAAGGAUACUUCGUUCAGCCCACGGUGUUUGCAGAUGUAAAAGAUGACAUGACAAUUGCGAAAGAAGAGAUCUUUGGACCAGUGCAGCAGAUCCUACGAUUCGACAGCAUGGAGGAAGUGUGUGAUAGAGCUAACAGCAGCAUGUACGGCUUGGCAGCUGCUGUAUUCACGAAAGAUCUAGACAAAGCGAUGAUGGCAUCACAAAAUCUCAGAGCUGGCACAGUCUGGAUCAAUAUGUACAACAACUUUGAUGCAGCCGCCCCGUUUGGAGGUUACAAGAUGUCCGGUAAUGGUAGAGAGAAGGGCGAGUAUGCACUGGAGGAGUACACCGAAGUCAAAUGUGUGAUGAUGAAGGUACCAGAAAAGAACACAUGAGUGUUUUCCACUGCUUCAUUUGUCGCCGGCUGCCAUCAUUAUUGGGAAGAAGACAUUCCUUAUCGCAGUAGUGAUGAAUUUACAAGAUCUACGAUGCCAUGUAGGGAGUAGAACCUCAUCUGUUUGUGGGAAUGUAAAACUUACUAAUCUAAAAAUCAAGCAUCUUUAAAUGUAUGUGAAGAAAUGUAAAUGUUUAGGUUGGAAAUAUAUUAAGUGCAUGGUGUUGCCAUUUCGGUGAUUGGUUUUAUGACAUUUCGGUGAUUGGUUUUAUGACAUACAGCCCGUGGCAUACUCCUUGUAGUUAUUUAUAUAUGUUCUCUUAUUAAGGAAGCAUAAGUCAAGCGUUCUUGCAGAUUCAGUGAUAGAAUCUGCAUAUGAAUUUAGUUUUGCGCACAAAUUCUUUAUGUAUUUAUCUUUUUUGUAACUUUUGAUUAUAAUUUUGUAGUCUCUAAGGGCUUCGAGCAUCUGUUAGUGAUAUGUAAGUUUGUUAAUCAACACGAAACCCAGGUGUCCUUAUAUCCUUUAUGAGAAGGAAGAUGUUUGAUUUUUGUAUCAUGUUUGCAGCAUUUUAAGAGUGAAGAAGGAAUGGACCUACUGGCAAGUGACAAAAAAUUAAUUUCCAUAUAUAAUGCAGUAUAUAAAAGCAGAUAUAGUGAGGUAAGAAAUUUCAGUAUAAAAACGAAGUAUAUUGUUUUCUGAUAAGGGAAAUUUAUUUAAAAAAAUAUGUCAUAGGAAAGUGAGAUUCGAAUUUCGAAACAAUUUCGAUAGUGGAUACAGUGGUAGCAGCAACAUUACAGCCUAUAUUCAGUAUGUGCUUGCUUUAUAACACUAUACUAUUUCUGUAAUAAAACUUCACUGUGAAAUUUGGAGCAUAAU
Molecule: messenger RNA, 1562 nt
Organism: Priapulus caudatus
Lineage: Eukaryota; Metazoa; Priapulida; Priapulimorpha; Priapulimorphida; Priapulidae
Product: aldehyde dehydrogenase, mitochondrial-like
Exons: 5
Coding region: 75-686 (203 amino acids)
Molecular function (GO): aldehyde dehydrogenase (NAD+) activity
Source: RefSeq, a predicted model, not a curated record